AUGCAACCAACAGAGCAACGAUAUCCGAAGAUAGAACAACUCGCACUAGCACUAAUAAUCACAGCAAGGAGACUUAGACACUACUUCCAAAGCCACACAAUCAUAGUGAGGACAAACCAACCACUAAGACAGAUACUGACGAAGCCAGAACUGGCCGGACGCCUCACCAAAUGGUCCAUUAAACUUUCAGAGUUCGACAUCCAGUUCCAACCUAGGUCGGCACUCAAGGCACAAGUGCUGGCCGACUUCAUCUCAGAACUAACGACUAAUGAACACGACAAGUCUUGGGAACUACAUGUUGACGGAGCAUCAAGCCGAGAAGGAAGUGGAGCAGGGGUAAUCCUCAAGGAGGGAGACAAAGUAAUAGCGGAACAAGCACUCCAGUUCCACUUCCCAGCAAGCAACAACCAAGCCGAAUAUGAAGUCCUCAUUGCAGGACUCAAACUCGCCUUGAGCCUCCAAGUACGAAGCUUGACAACACAUUGCGACUCCCUCCUCGUGGUCCAACAAAUCCGAGGAGAAUUUCAGGUAAAAGAUCCCUUGCUAGAGCAAUACUGGCUCAUAGCGAAGGAUCUUAUUUCAAAAUUCGAUGCAUUUAGCAUACUGCAUGUUUAUAGAGAAAAAAAUGUGAGAGCGGAUGUACUAUCCAAGCUCGCAGCCACUAGGGCAGACACACAAACAUCCACACUAACACAACUCUCACUAAAAAAGCCGAGCACUGAUUUAUUACAUGUGACGAACAUUAACCGCCUCCAUGAUUGGAGGACUCUUUUCCUUGAAUACAUUAAUACAGGCGCUAUACCAAGAGACGAGCUCAAACCCCAGCACUUCAGACGAAAGGCCAGCCUUUACACAAGCAUAGAAGGAAAACUAUAUAGACGAGGGCUCUCACAACCCCUGCUAAAAUGCUUAAGCAAAGACGAAGCAAAAGAAGUAAUGGACGAAGUCCACGAGGGAGUCUGUGGAAACCACAUCGGGGGACGAGCAUUGGCAGCUAAGAUCGUCCGAACCGGGUAUUACUGGCCAACCAUAAAAAGGGAUUGCAUAACAAAAGUCAAAACAUGUGACAACUGUCAGAAACAUGCAGCCAUUUCCUCAAAGCCAGCCGAGCUACUACAUAGCAUGGAGGUAAGCUGGCCAUUCCACAGAUGGGGGCUCGAUAUCCUCGGUCCAUUCCCAAUAGCGCCGGGCCAGGUCAACUUUCUUUUAGUAGCAAUCGAUUAUUUCUCAAAAUGGAUAGAGGCGCAACCAUUAGCACGGAUAACAGCCGAAAAGGUACGAUCAUUUAUAUGGAAAAACAUUAUAUGCCGAUUUGGAAUACCUAGGGAGAUCAUAUCUGAUAAUGGUAGGCAGUUUACAGAUAAUAAACUCGGCUCAUUUCUAAAAAAUUUUUACAUCAAGCAUCAUUUUAGCUCGGUCGAGCACCCACAAACCAAUGGGCAGGCCAAGGCUGCUAACCGAGUAAUAUUGCAGGCAAUAAAGAAAAAACUAAAUGAUGCAAAAGGAGAAUGGGCGGAACUGAUCCCAGAAAUAUUGUGGGGAUACAACACAACAAUACAGACAACUACGGGCGAAACACCUUUCAAACUAGUCUAUGGGUCCGAAGCACUAAUCCCCAUUGAGGUUGGAGUCCCCACCCUGAGAACCGAGCUAUACGACGAACAACGCAACUUACAGGCAAGGAAUGUCGAACUUGAUCUAGCCGAGGAAACCAGGGAGCUAGCAGCCAUUAGACAGAGCAGUAAAACAAAUAAUCGAAAGAAAACACAACAAGAGGGUACUGCCGAGGACGUUCACGGAAGCCGUGUUCCCUUUUCCCACCAGCUGACACUAUCAGUUGUGUCUCUUCGUCAGAAACUGUUUUCCGGCCAAAACCUUGUUAAACAUCAGACCCACUCCGAAGCAACCCCAGAAUCAGAACCGGAAAGCCAAGUUCGUCCUGUCCCCCAAAUUUCACCGCCGUCAACCGCCGCACGCGCCGACACGCGCCGCCCCUUCUCCUGCGCGUGGUCCUCACGCGCCUCCGCUCCGGACGCGCGUGAACGUCACGCUCCGCAUCCCAGGCUUUUUCCGGCCCUCGCUUCCCUUCUGCAGGUGUUUUCCAGCCGUUUCUGA
This is a messenger RNA of Arachis ipaensis, 2115 nucleotides long. RefSeq lists its product as uncharacterized. Gene Ontology annotation, molecular function: RNA-DNA hybrid ribonuclease activity; nucleic acid binding. NCBI's taxonomy places the organism in Eukaryota, Viridiplantae, Streptophyta, Magnoliopsida, Fabales, Fabaceae. The record is from RefSeq and is a predicted model, not a curated record. Gene Ontology annotation, biological process: DNA integration.